GCUCCUUCAACAACAACAGCUCGUCAGACACCUCGGUAGCUUUCUGGCCAACAUAGCUGAAACAUUCACGCUCUUUAAACUGUUUUGGUGUUUUAAAGUUCUGUCGUUUAGCUAGUUACCUUAUGUAAUGUUAUAUGUACAUUGUUACUCACCUAGCUGGCUUAAUAAGUUAGCUUAGAGCUCGGCUAGUCGCUAAUGCUACCUAGCUAACAUCCCCGACCAUGAGUUCACUGAGCUGCUCUCCUCCUGCUAAAGAAGAGGAGGUCUGCUGGACGGAGAAAGAGGGUCUGUGGCUGAACGUUGUCAUGAAAGAGGAGAAAGAAGAGGAGGAUGUCACCGUUAAAAAACAAGUAGAGGUUGAGUCUGUUCCGGUUAAAGACGAAGAAAAAUACGUUACUGUGAAAGAAGAGGAAGACGCGUUCAGAGUGAAAGAGGAGGAGGAUGUUACAGUAAAAGAAGAGGAGCAAGAGGAGGAUGCAGGAGAGGAGGGGGAGAUUACUGUCACAUUGAAAGAAGACGACGACGAGGAGGAGACAGAAGAUCUGAUUAAGACCAGAGAGAGACCAGACUCUCACUCUGACAGCGGAAAGAGUCCUUCAGGGGAACCAGACCCAGAGACGCCCAAACCAGGGAGACAACACCACUGCUCCCAAUGUGAAAAGAGAUUUUCCAAAUCAGGGGACCUAAAACGGCAUGAGAGGAUACACACAGGGGAAAAGCCUUUCCAAUGUUCCCAGUGUGGAAAGUGUUUUAACCGCUUAAGCAACCUGAAGGCGCAUGAGAGGAUACACACACAUUAUUUCCAAUGUUCCCAGUGUGGGAAGCGUUUUGCCUGUUUAAGCAGGCUGAAGAGGCAUGAGAGGACACACACAGGGGAAAAUCCUGUCCAAUGUUCCCAGUGUGGAAAGAGUUUUACCCACUUAAGGAGCCUGAUGACGCAUGAGAGGACACACACAGGGGAAAAUCCUUUCCAAUGUUCCCAGUGUGGAAAGCAUUUUACCCGCUUAAGUAGCCUGACGACGCAUGAGAGUAUACACACAAGGGAAAAGCCUUUCCAAUGUUCCCAGUGUGGAAAGAGUUUUACCCGCUUAAGGAGCCUGGAGGAGCAUGAGAGGAUACACACAGGGGAAAAUCCUGUCCAAUGUUCCCAGUGUGGAAAGCGUUUUACCCGCUUAAGGAGCCUGGAGGAGCAUGAGAGGACACACACAGGGGAAAAGCCUUUCCAAUGUUCCCAGUGUGGAAAGAGUUUUACCCGCUUAAGUAGCCUGAAGAAGCAUGAAAAGAUACACACAGGGGGAAAGCCCUACCAAUGCUCCCUGUGUGGAAAGAGUUUUACCAACUUAAGACAUCUGAAUAAGCAUUCAUCUACCAGUGCUCACAUUGUGGAAAUACAUUUUCCUGUUCAGAGGACCUGAAAACACAUGAGAGAAUAUAGAGGCUGAUUUCUGACUUAUGUUUUUGACCUGAGAAUUUAGGUUUUUGUUUAUGCCAAAUUAAAUCAUAUUGUUUACAUGAAAUCAUUGACAAAAUAGACCUACUUUUUUCAAGUUUUCAUCUGGAGAUGAUAAAUACUAUAAAUGAUAAAUACUAUACAAUGGAUUAACUUUCAUCAAUUGCAUAGGAGUAUAAACCCCUCUAAUAUUGUUCAUUAUAUUUUUGGAAUAUUGCUAAAUGUUAAUUAUUAUAUAGAUGAAUGGAGUUUUGGAUUUCUUGAUUCUAACCUUAAACUUCUUGGAUUGGAUGUGAUCUGGCUUUUCGCUAAAUGAAUUUGAUUUGAAUACAUGAUUUAGAUAUUGCACCAUGUACAUUAUGGAAUGAAUUAAUAGAAUGUGCAUUUCUUGAUUUUGAACAUUGAAACCUCUUGAAUUCAGUCGUUUUGUUUCAUUGAGUUCAUUUGUUUACUUGUCGUCAAGAUAAAGAACAAUGAAAAUGUGAUGGCGUUUUUAUAACAGCAUUGACUACUACCUGAAAAACAUGAAUGUUCCCACCAAUUCCACUAUGUAGAAGCAGUAUAGACUUGUUACAUUUACAUUUAAGUCAUUUAGCAGACGCUCUUAUCCAGAUCCAUGUGUUGUUUAAGUGUUUCCUUUAUUUUUUUGAGCAGUGUAUAUUCGCGUCACCAAAUUAUGUAUUAAAAGACUGCGUUAAAAUGAAGGCAGUAGCCACAACAGCACUCUGUUGGGUUGCACCAGUGUUGGAAAAUAGUACCCAAAUUGUCAUACUUGAGUAAAAGUAAAGAUAAUUUAAUAGAAAAUGACUAAUCACCCAGUAAAAUUCUAGUAAAAGUCUAAAAGUGUUUGGUUUAAAAUAUACUUAAGUAUCAAAAGUAAGAAUAUAAAUAUGUUCAAAUCAGAGCUCUGUUGUUAUUACAUUUACAUUUACAUUUAAGUCAUUUAGCAGACGCUCUUAUCCAGAGCGACUUACAAAUUGGUGAAUUCACCUUCUGACAUCCAGUGGAACAGCCACUUUACAAUAGUGCAUCUAAAUCAUUAAGGGGGGGGGGGGUGAGAAGGAUUACUUAUCUUAUCCUAGGUAUUCCUUGAAGAGGUGGGGUUUCAGGUGUCUCCGGAAGGUGGUGAUUGACUCCGCUGUCCUGGCGUCGUGAGGGAGUUUGUUCCACCAUUGGGGGGCCAGAGCAGCGAACAGUUUUGACUGGGCUGAGCGGGAACUGUACUUCCUCAAUGGUAGGGAGGCGAGCAGGCCAGAGGUGGAUGAACGCAGUGCCCUUGCUUGGGUGUAGGGCCUGAUCAGAGCCUGGAGGUACUGCGGUGCCGUUCCCCUCACAGCUCCGUAGGCAAGCACCAUGGUCUUGUAGCGGAUGCGAGCUUC
Molecule: messenger RNA, 2829 nt
Organism: Oncorhynchus masou masou (cherry salmon)
Lineage: Eukaryota; Metazoa; Chordata; Actinopteri; Salmoniformes; Salmonidae
Product: zinc finger protein 501-like
Exons: 2
Coding region: 222-1415 (397 amino acids)
Biological process (GO): regulation of transcription by RNA polymerase II
Molecular function (GO): DNA-binding transcription factor activity, RNA polymerase II-specific; RNA polymerase II cis-regulatory region sequence-specific DNA binding
Source: RefSeq, a predicted model, not a curated record